AGGCACACCACACUGCAGCCAUGAUUAUUCAACCAACAACGCGCGACAGCAAAAUGUUACUGUUCAUUUUGCUAAAGCGUAUGCGUUCUAUUUAUUCGUAUUGUGGACGGCAUUGUACUGCACGGCUCUGUACUUUACCUUGCCCGAGGUCCUUCGGAUUUGUAUUCGGUAUAUAAAGCGUAUAAGCAACAGGUAACACCACAACCCCAGUUUUCGUUUUGCAGCUGGAACCUAAAUUUCCGGACACCGCUGACACCGCCCGCUAAAGACAUGGCCACUUCCGGUCGGAAGCACAUCUUGGUGGUCACCGGCCCCGCCUACGGCCACCUGCUGCCCCUCUUCUUGUUAUCCCGCAAACUUGCCGCCCACCACCACCACUCCAUCACCUUCGCAGUGUCCCGCCACAAAGCCGAACAACUGGCCGAGGCCGAAUUCCGCGCUAUCCCGGCGGACGAGGACCUCCGCCUUCUCCCCAUCGAGGACCGCCUCCUGGAGGACCUCGGCUACCACGACGACCUGGUCGGCGCCUUCCACGCUCUGAUCCACGUGAUCAACCCGGCCGUCGAUGACUUUAUGCGGGAAGUGGCCGCCGACGCUGAAGGCAGCGGUGACGCGCCGAUCCGACUGUCCAACGGGGAGACCCUCCGGCGUCCAGAGGUCAUCCUCUUCGACAUGUUCCUUACCGGGUCGGUGAUGCGGCACCGCCUCCCCGGAGUGCGCUACUACUUCUUCCAAUCGUCGCCCAUCACUCUGGUGCGCUGGUUCCUCCUCCUCACCCCGGACACCCCGGUGGUCAGCCCGGCGGAGCACCCGCAGUUCCACGAGCUUCCGCCGGCCGGUCAGCCGUUGGCCGGGCAGAUGGCCGGCGUCAAGGAGCUAUUCCUGCCGAUUUCCGAGCAUCUCCCGGAAGUCGACGGGAUCAUCUGCAACUCCUUCCGGACGAUGGAACGGGAGGAAAUCGGGAAGAUGAACCGGGAGCGACCGGAUAUGGUCCGAGUGCCGGUGUACUGUCUGGGGCCGUUUAUCCCCGAGGACUUGUCGGAGGCCGAUUCCAAGGCGGAGAAGUGGUUAAAGACCAAGGAGGCGCAGUCGGUGGUGUACGUGUCCUUCGGGUCCAUCGAUUUUUUGGUGCCGGCAGCCGAGCAGUUAGCGGAGAUCGGGAAAGCCCUCGUCUCUCUGAAGAAGCCGGUCUUGUGGUCCCUGCGCGCCGGCCACGAAGCGCAACUCCCACCGGAAGUCGCCAGUCACCCGGACUUCCUCAUCCUUCCCUGGGUGCCGCAGAAACGCGUACUCGCCGCUCCCCAGGUGGCGGUAAUCCUCAGCCACUCCGGCUGGAACGGGACGUUGGAGGCACUCGACAACGGCGUUCCCAUCGUCUCCUUCCCCAUGAUGGCCGACCAGUUAAUGGUCGCCACGGCCAUCGAGAAACAAGGGGUCGGCGUCCGCCUGCGGGGAACGGGCUACAAACCGGAACGCCUACUUCCGGCCGAGGAGAUCGCCCGCGCGCUGCGGGAAGUCGGGGAGUUUGAGGAAAAAGGGCAGGGGAAGUUCCAUCAAAGGGCACGGGAGGUCCAGGAGCAGAUUAGGGAAGCCAUGACGGAGACCGGGACGUCCAGUGUGGAACUGGCCGAGCUUGUCAAAUCUUUCGAUAAAUAACGGUUUCGAUAUGUUAUUCAUUAUUUUUACAUUUCCUUGGCGCUCAUCUCUCAGUUUUCUUUGAAAUAUUUACCAAUCACCACCAGUUGAAAUGUUUUGGAAUUUUUCCUAUGAUACGUUUAUUUUUAUUUCUACUAAAUUAUUUUCAGAAAUUUUAAAAAGUUUUAGAAUAUUUCACAAUUGUCCAGAUUAUUUCUUUAAUGCUCCAAUCUUUUUUGAAUAAGUAUUGCUAGAAUACGAGUAUUUCUUGUUUUUUGCAAGAGUUUCACAAAUGAUCAAGAAUUUCUCAAUUUUUGAGGAGUAUUUUGGAAUCUUCUGGAUUAUUUUUGGAAAAAUUUCGAAUUUUUCGGAAUAUUUCUAUCAUAUAUUUCGAACAUUUCAGAAUUAUACCUUUAUUAACUGCGGGUAUGUAUUUACUCUUAUCUAAAAAUUUAAAAAUGUUAAUCACUCUGAUUGGUAAAAUAUUAAUUUUCAAGAUCCUGAUAAGCAUAUACAGUAUUUUGCUGCAUCAAGGUGCGUGUAUGAAUUCGACAGAUAUUGAUUCGACAGAUAGACAGAGACAGAUACCGUUUCGACAGAUAUUGUUUCUGAAUAUUUUUUUAUUUCGUUCCGGAAAUAAAUUAAUCAAAAUCGUCACUGAUUAUUUUUUCUGAUGUACGGAUAAGUCAUUAUUUUAUUCGUAUCAGUACAUUAUUCUAUUCGUAUCGAGCAUUUAAAAUAUUCGUUAAAAAAUGCUACAUAUAUCACAACACCGGCAGAAGACAACAAAAUUCAAAUCGAAAUCGGUUCCAACAAGAAAAAAAGACGAUUAUUGGAAUGCAU
Molecule: messenger RNA, 2478 nt
Organism: Paramacrobiotus metropolitanus
Lineage: Eukaryota; Metazoa; Tardigrada; Eutardigrada; Parachela; Macrobiotidae
Exons: 3
Coding region: 271-1656 (461 amino acids)
Molecular function (GO): UDP-glycosyltransferase activity
Source: RefSeq, a predicted model, not a curated record